GGGACAAGCAUCAGUUACUUUUGGAACUAACAACAACACAGACCACAAUGUUCAAGCUGGUGGUGUUGUCUGCUGCGCUCGCUGUAGCGUCCGCUAGCCCCAGCGGUCUCCUGGGACUGGGAGGCCUGAUCUCCCCAUGGAACGCCGCCAUCGCCGCACCGCUGGCUGCUCCGAUAGCUUCGCCGCUAGCGCUGUCUCUCGCUGCGCCCCUCGCCGCUGCGCCCCUCGCAGCUCUGGCGCCCAUCGGCGCACCCAACUACAGAGGCCCGCUGUCUCUGGCUCCCGGCCAGCCCGCCAACAUCUUGGGCGCUGACGGCAGGCCCCUGGACACCCUCAGCGUAAACCUGGACCGUGCGGCUCACCUCACCGCGAAGGCUAUUGAAGGCAGCGGUCACUUGCUCAAGAAGAGGUCCAUCGGAGCUCCCUUGGCGUUGGCUGCUCCAUUAGCCGCCGGUCCGCUGGUCGCCUCAUCGUUAGCCGCUUCUCCUCUGAUCGCUUCUCCGUUAGCCGCCUCUCCUUUGAUCGCGUCUCCGUUGGCCGCUGCCCGUUUGGCCGCUUCUCCUUUGGCCGCUGCUAACUUGGCUGCAGCUCAGUUGGCCGGUGCUGGUGUGAUUGCUGGUCCUGGUCUCGCUCUAUCUGCUCCUGGUCUCGCUCUAUCUGCCCCUGGACUAGCUCUAUCUGCCCCUGGACUUGCUCUGCCUGCUCCUGGACUUGCUCUUUCUGCUCCCCUCGGUAUCGCUUCACCUUUGGGUUUGGGUCAAGUGUUGCUGAAAUGAAAUCUAAGAAAUAUAUGAUAACCUAAUUAAAAUGACUUACCAAUA
Bicyclus anynana (squinting bush brown) is the source of this 821-nucleotide messenger RNA. Its product is annotated as cuticle protein 16.5-like. The transcript has a single exon. The record is from RefSeq and is a predicted model, not a curated record. Bases 48 to 776 code for a protein of 242 amino acids. NCBI's taxonomy places the organism in Eukaryota, Metazoa, Arthropoda, Insecta, Lepidoptera, Nymphalidae.